UUUAACCUAAGACGACUCAGCAGACAGAGAGCGUCAGCUCCAAGGAGAGACAUUUGCCUUGUGCAGGCACUGGAGAUAUGAACACCAUCGACGCGCAGAUCUAUAACAAUAAUUCCGCUGCUGUCAACCCUCUCCAGCAACUGCCAAAAAGCGUACACGAGACCCCAGAUAUGGCCGUGUACUGUGAAAACUUCAGUGUGUAUCACCAGCAGAGCUUACCUGCGGCUCAGAGACCAGCAGGAUACGGCUUGGGGGACUACGCGCCGUCCCCAAACCCCUACCUGUGGCUUAAUGGACCUGGUGUCAACUCCUCUUCGUCCUACAUACAUGGAAACAACAGCCCCUCAUUCAUUCCUCCAGCUUACGGCUCUCAGAGACAAUAUCUCACUAACUCGUCCGGGUUCGCCGGUCCGGACCUGGGCUGGCUCUCCAUCGCGAGCCAAGAGGAACUUUUAAAGCUCGUGCGUCCGCCUUACUCCUACUCAGCUCUGAUAGCCAUGGCAAUACAGAACGCGCACGAGAAGAAGUUAACCUUGAGUCAGAUAUAUCAGUAUGUGGCGGAUAAUUUUCCGUUUUACAAGAAGAGUAAAGCGGGAUGGCAGAACUCUAUCAGGCAUAAUCUUUCCCUGAAUGACUGCUUUAAAAAAGUGCCACGUGAUGAAGACGACCCAGGCAAAGGAAACUAUUGGACUCUAGACCCCAACUGUGAAAAGAUGUUUGACAACGGGAACUUUCGGAGAAAAAGGAAGCGCAGAUCUGAUCCAAGUACAGGUAUUGCCAGCAACUCAAAACCAGAGGACGAUCGACAGCUUGCGGGGAUCAAACCCACCGACAGCCCUCACCUCACCGGGCCCGCAUCUCCUGAGUUUGAUGCGGCCCAUGAGAGCCACAAAGGCGCAUCGCCUGCAGGCCUAGCGCCCACUCAAUGCUUUAACAAUUUCUUCAACAGUAUGUCUGCUUUAAGCUCUCCUUCAGCUCCUACUAGCAGACAGGGCUCUCUAGGUUUGGUAAACGAGCUCUCCAGCCGAAAUAUCAGCGCCUUGGGUCCGUACCAUUCCGGCUCAGCACCUGACGCAAGUGGACCGAGUGAGCUUCAGGACAGUGUACACGUUAACCGUGGGAUGUACUAUAACUCUUUUACUGGCGGCCAGAGCGCGCAGUUUAAUGGACACUUCUACAACAGCUUCAGUGUGAACAGUCUCAUGUACCCUCGAGAUGGAACGGAGUUAUAGCUCGUGCUUUUUUAUUCCAGAACGCCAUCAAUUUCGCCCAACGUCCGCUCAUUGUCACAAAUAGGCCUUUGUUUGCUGAAAGAAAGAAAAAACAUUAUAUUACUCUACUACUGUUUUUGGCCUAUUGUAGUUCAACGGAAGCAGAUAUCUUGCGUUUAGGCCUGCUUAUGCAGACAUGAGAUAUUUAUGCAUAGAACAUCAUCACGAGUGGACUUUGAUGUAUUAGUGUUGAAACGUGAGAAAAAUCAAUUGGCUUCUAGCUACAUUGGAUUUUUUUUCUAUGCACUAAUUUAAAAGGAUUAUUCUUUUUAUAUGAAAUGUAUAACUGUGUUAAAUGCUUAAUGUUUGUAAUGAGCUCUGAGUAGAUCAAUUCAAUGGAGGGAUUGCCUGGGUUUGAUUGCCAAGAUUCAGUAUUGUCCAAAACUUUGUUUCCCGACCUCCUUUUUCCAUCCAUUUUCUCUUGUGUAUUUUGUAAAUGCAUUUGUCUUGUUAUAUACAGUUGUUUUCAACUAUUUAUAUUAAGUUAUGUAUUUUUGCAGUUUGUCUUUAAAGGAGUGAAAUAUGUCGUCUUGUAAGCUAACUGUAAAUGGUUAAAAAUUGAAUUUGUCUACCUUCAAACGUGAUUUCGAAUGUCAUCCCACUAACUCACUUGAUUUUAAAUGACAUAGUUUAUAAUCUUUACACUGAGUUAAAAGUCACUACAUUUAAUUUGAUUUCUUUCGCAAAAUAAAUAUAUUUGAAAGAAAUUCAAGUUCG
Messenger RNA from Xyrauchen texanus (razorback sucker), 1988 nucleotides. Its product is annotated as forkhead box protein I1c-like. Gene Ontology annotation, molecular function: DNA-binding transcription factor activity, RNA polymerase II-specific; RNA polymerase II cis-regulatory region sequence-specific DNA binding. Gene Ontology annotation, biological process: regulation of transcription by RNA polymerase II; anatomical structure morphogenesis; cell differentiation. The record is from RefSeq and is a predicted model, not a curated record. The transcript has 2 exons. The coding region runs from base 78 to 1232 and encodes 384 amino acids. Lineage: Eukaryota; Metazoa; Chordata; Actinopteri; Cypriniformes; Catostomidae.